Passer domesticus (house sparrow) is the source of this 4155-nucleotide messenger RNA. RefSeq names its product protocadherin beta-15-like. The transcript has a single exon. The coding region runs from base 482 to 2923 and encodes 813 amino acids. Gene Ontology annotation, molecular function: calcium ion binding. The record is from RefSeq and is a predicted model, not a curated record. NCBI's taxonomy places the organism in Eukaryota, Metazoa, Chordata, Aves, Passeriformes, Passeridae. Gene Ontology annotation, cellular component: plasma membrane. Gene Ontology annotation, biological process: homophilic cell-cell adhesion.
UGGGCUGCCCUGGUUCCGCGGCGUUCGGUUCCCGGCCCGGUGUCCCGGCGGGUUCGCAGUCGCGGGCCGGGGCGAGCGGCAGCGCGGGCUGCGGGCGGCGGCGGCUGCAGUCCCAGCGCGCACCGCUGGGUGGUGCCCUCGGCCAAGGCGGCGCCGAGCGGCUGCGGCAGCGGAGGCGGCCGAGCCCGGAGCGGCACAGCCCGAGCGAGCCCGGCCCGGCCCGGCCCGGCCCGGCCCAGCUUAGAGCAGCCCAGCGCAGCCGGGCGGAGGUGGCGGCGGCUGCGGCAGCGAGCGCUGCCCCGUGUCCCCCGCUGCCGGGACAGCCCGGCUGCAGAGGUUGCGGAGCGCCGGCCGCAAUCUGAGGCAGCGAGGGAAGGCGCCCGCGCCGCACUUGGCCGCUUGCUUUCGGCGGGGAAUCGCCCGGGACAGCCGCCCAGAGACCGACACCGGCCGCCGCCGCCGCCGCCGCCGCCGCCGCGCCAUGGCGCUCGCAAGGCAAGUGCUUUGUGUGUGUGCUUUGCUGUCGCUGCCGCUCGCUCGCGCCGAGCCCAUCCGCUACUCCGUGGCCGAGGAGGCGGAAAGCGGCUCCCUGGUGGGCAAGCUGGCGGAGGAUGCGGGGCUGCCGCCGGCGCAGCUCUCGGCUCGCCGCGCCCGCCUGGUGUCGGAGGACGGCCGGCAGCAUUUUCGCUUGGAGCGCGCCUCCGGCCGCCUGCUGGUGGCGGGGAGGCUGGACCGGGAGCAGCUGUGCGGCCAGUCCGCCACCUGCAUGCUCCCCUUCGAGCUGCUGCUCUCCGGCCCCCUGCAGUUCUUUCGGGUCGAGGUGACUCUGGAGGACAUCAACGACCAUUCACCUAUUUUCCGAGAAGACCGAGUCACUUUUAGGAUCCCUGAAAAGAGCGAGCCGGGCUCUCGUUUCCCUUUGGAGGUGGCUCGGGACCUCGAUGUUGGCAGGAACACAAUCCAGGAGUACAGCAUCUCUCCCAAGAAUGAGUAUUUUACUGUCUCCUAUGGGACUGGGGUUACAGGCAAGAAGUAUCUUGAACUUGUUUUGGAAAAGCCACUAGACAGAGAGGAGCAGGCAGAGAUGAGUUUCAAUGUUAUUGCCGUGGAUGGGGGCUCUCCUCCCCGGACUGGUACCACCCAAGUGACUAUAGUCAUUCUGGAUGUAAAUGACAAUGCUCCUAUAUUCUCACAGGAGGUGUACACAGGGCAGGUUUUGGAGAACAUGCCAGAAGGCUCUGUGGUUCUGACUGUGCUGGCAACUGAUCCAGAUGCAGGAGUUAAUGGGGACAUCUCCUAUCAACUCAAUGAAGUGGUUGGUGACAGUGACUCAGCAUUUGUGAUUGAUGCCAUAACUGGUGAAAUUAAACUCACAAAACCUCUGGACUUUGAGGCAGCCAACGCUCAUGAGCUCAGUGUGAGAGCCACAGAUGGAGGGGGCCUGUCAGCAAUCUGUAAGGUGUUGGUGGAGGUGGUGGAUGUGAAUGACAAUGCCCCAGAGGUGGUGGUCAGUUCCUUCAGCAGUCCCCUCCCCGAGAACACAGUGCCCGGCACGGUGGUUGCCCUGUUUACGGUCAGGGACCGGGAUUCUGGUGCCAACGGGAAGAUCUCCUGUGCCCUGGAGGAUGAGCUGUCCUUCUCCCUGCGGGCAGCCUAUAAGAAUUACUAUGAGCUGGUGACAGUGAGCGCGCUGGACCGGGAGGAGAGGCCUCAGUACAUCGUGAGUGUGACGGCAGCAGAUGCGGGCUGGCCUCCUCUGAGCACCACGCAGACCUUCACCGUGGAGAUCUCGGAUGUCAACGACAACGCCCCCGUCUUCAACCAGAGCUCCUACACCAUGUACGUGCGUGAGAACAGUGUGGCCGCGGUGUUUGUUGGCGCCGUGAGCGCUGCAGAUGCUGACGUGGGGCUGAAUGGCAAGGUGAGCUAUUCCCUGGCAGCAGAGCAAGGGGCGGAGCGGCCCUGGUGCUCCUGCCUGUCUGUGGACUCGGAGAAGGGGCACGUGUUUGUGCUGCGGCCCCUGGACUACGAGCACUUGAGGCAGACGGAGGUGACGGUCAGUGCCUCUGACGCGGGCUCUCCUCCCCUGCGAGCCAACGUCACCGUCCGCCUGGUCGUGCUGGACGAGAAUGACAACGCCCCGCUCGUGCUGUACCCAGCCCAGGAGAGCAGCCCAGGCUCCAGCGAGCUGGUGCCCGUGUGGGCCGAGGCGGGCUACCUGGUCAGCAAAGUGGUGGCCGUGGAUGCGGACUCGGGCCAGAACUCCUGGCUCUCGUUCCAGCUGCUGAGGGCCAGCGAGCCAGGGCUGUUCUCCGUGGGCCUGCAAAGCGGGGAGGUGCGUCUGAGGAGGCCGGUGACAGAGAGAGACAGCGUGAAGCAGAAGCUGGUUGUGCUGGUGAGAGACAACGGCAAGCCCCCGCUGUCAGCCACGGCAGCUCUGAGCGCUCUCCUGCUCAAGGACUUCUCAGAGGUGCGCCUGCCGCACAGCAGCCCGGCCUCCGAGGACCAGGGCGGCUCCCUGACCACCUAUUUGAUCAUUGCCUUGGUCUUUGUCUCACUGCUCUUCCUCGUCUCCAUCGCUGUCUUGGUGGCUCGCAAGGUGUGCGGGAGGCAGGAGCUGAAGGCUGGCCCUGUGCUUUAUGCUGCCGACACCUUGCAGAGCGGCCUGGCCGAUGCAGCCGCUGCAGGGACCCUGCCCCGCGCCUAUUGCUACGAGAUCAGCCUGACCACGGGCUCGGGCAACAGCGAGUUCAAAUUCCUCAAGCCCAUCGUGCCCAGCCUGCCCCCUCAGCACUGCGCCGUGGGCCAGGGCCCGGAUGAGGAACAGGAUUUCCCCAGUGUCCCUGUCAGCAGCGAGGACAUGGCCCCAGACACUGCUGGGGCUCUCUCUGCAGGACAGUUCAACGCUCUUUCCUUUAACUAGCUGGGUCUGCACAGCCAGAGUGUUCUUGGUUCUUGGGAGGACGAUAUCCAUGCUGCAGCAUGUUGCAGUGGUACUUCUGGACUAAAUUUGUAUUUUCAAUUGGUGUAAUCAACUUCCUGCAAAUUCUAAGUCAGAAUAAAAAUCGUCUGCUACUCCAAAAUACAAACAACAAACAAAAGAAACUCAGGUUCUUGCACUGAGGCAAUAGGGUGUUUUAGCCGUUAUGGUCAUUUCUGGUAGGGUUCAAGCAUGCUAGUACUCCAGCUAUGCUUUUUUGUCUCUUUCUGUCCAACAAGACGGUGAAGCUUUUCCGUCCUUAGAUACAAGGGCACUGUUUGGCAGACUAUGCCAGAUCUCCUCCUUCAUAAAAUUCAGAAAACCCCUUUGCCAGCCCUUGAAUGCAAAUAUUUUGGGAGCACAGUGUCAAGAUGUUGUGUGAGGACUGGGCUCUUUCCUCCCUGUAUUCUGAAUGCCUCUGUCUGAGAUGUGUGGGUUCCAUGUGCUUUGCUUUCCUGUCAGUCAAUAUAGCCACUGUGUGUCUCCAUAUGAUUCACUAGUGCUGCCUGGUGGUGCUGCUCCCAUCCAACCUUUGCAAUGCAGGCAAUUGCAGCUCAGCUGGCAAGAAGAGUAUUCUGACCCUCUUAAUACAGGAGUCUCAUUCUCUCCAGGACAGAGAAGAGCAGUAAAAUGUAUGACAAAAUAUUCUUUUUGCCCUAUAAAGCAGUGCUCCGUCUUCUGUCUCCUUGAAAUACAGAAAUAUAACAGCACAAAUACUGUAACUGUACAGAGUUUUGAAAAACAUUCAUUUCUAUUGGCUAUAUUUGAUGAAAAUUCUAUAAGUCCUUCAUAGAGCAUUUUCUGAAGGCUAGAAUCAGCAUGAAAUAGUAAAAAGGAGAUUGAUGCUGGUCUUUUUAUUGUUCCUGUACACAGUGGUUUCUUGUUGGGAGUAAAAAGUUGUCCCCACAUGAUUUUCUCCAUUUGUGUCAGAGCAUUUUCAUUCUCCUUUUUUCCCUUUCUCCUGCUACUCUCUGAACUGGGUUUGAGCAUUGUCUUUCCUUUUCUGCUUAAGGGCUGCCACCCCAUGUAUAAUAACUGAUUACUUGAAUGAUGUCUGUGAUGCAUGGAAUAUUCAGAAAGCCUCACACUGUGUUUUGUUGAAGUUAUAAAGUUUAACAUUUUGAAUUUGGAUACCCUUAGGUGUAAAACUGAAAUAAAAAAAGCACCUGAAUGCA